Messenger RNA from Engraulis encrasicolus (European anchovy), 813 nucleotides. RefSeq lists its product as uncharacterized. The coding region runs from base 1 to 813 and encodes 270 amino acids. The transcript has 2 exons. The record is from RefSeq and is a predicted model, not a curated record. NCBI's taxonomy places the organism in Eukaryota, Metazoa, Chordata, Actinopteri, Clupeiformes, Engraulidae.
AUGAAUUUUAAGGGAGAACAGAUAAGGCACAGCAAGUGCCAGCUGGUGCGUCGGCCUGUGCGGGGAGAGGAGAGGGAGAAACUGGCACAGAGCCUGAAGCACCAGCUGCCCAGAACCCUCCACCUAGAAAAGCUGGGCUCCCUAGAUGAGGAUGUAUUUGACUCUGGGUGCCGGGAUGGCGUGCCAACCCCUGGAACGCUGAAGACCUUGAGUUCGGCCCAAAGGGCGAAGGCACGUCAUCACGAGGAGGACCUCAUAAGUCUUACCCUGAUGGCCAGAAAAGAGGACAGCCUCAUCCAGCAGAUUUCGGCAAAGCCGAAGUCCGUUAUGCUGUGGUCUGCUAAGACCAUAGCUGUCUUCUUUAAGAGAUGCAGGGAGGACAUAAUUUACAUUGAUGCUACCGGAAGCAUCAUACACAGAGACCCGGUAGACCACAAACCAAUUUACAUCUAUGAAAUUGUGACAAGACACCCCAACAAGGGAAGCUCACCGUUGCCUGUGGCCACAUUUGCCACAAGUGACCAUACGACACCAUCGGUGUCCCAUUUUGUUGGCGCUUUCCUAACCGAUGUGGUAAGACUUCAUGGCCAGUCUGCAAGAAAAAGGCCGGUGAUGCUCAUGUGCGAUGGCUCAAUCGUGCUGCUGCAAUCCCUCGCCAUGAAUUUCUGCGGGAUGUCUCUUGCAGAGCUCCUCAGAAGGUACCAUGACCUAGUGAUGGGAGAAGGCAAGGAGGAAGACUCCACAUUGCCCAUCCUUCACCGCUGCCUAAGCCAUGUCAUGAACAAUGCAAAGAGCCUCUGCAAGAAGCAGUGA